AUGGCCCUCCAUACUCGUUUUGCUAUUCUUGCCUUCUUAUAUUCACUUAUACCUAUUACAUUGGGACAAUUUAUACAAGAUUAUCAAUGGGUUAAUGGUAGACCUCAAUGGCGAAGGGACACAACACUUCAGCUCGAAGAUGUUUUGAUUCCUCAGAACAUGGUUAUACUCGAGUAUAACUGUGACUACAUGCCAGCAAUUUGUCAAAAUGCGCAAAACUGGUUAAAUGGUCCUCGGGGGGCCAACAGAGCUCUAAUGACCAACCGAAUAACGGGCGUGGUCAUACCCCCGAACAGCGAACUAUUCUCAUACGACUUCGGCCCUCAUUCUGAUAGCCGAGGCGCUAGAAUGUGCCCUGGUAAUUGGAGGAAUAAUCACCCAUGUCCCGAACCGAACCAACCCCCUAUUAUGCCCGGGCCCUGGUAUAGCACCGCCCGUGAGAACGUGAGGGCGUUGCAGGCGAACGAGAUUAGAGCAGACCGGAGGACCCCCGGCCGGGAGAUACGAAGCGGCCGUUACUACACUUGCGAUGAAUUUCCACCCCGAAGUUUUGUCGAGGGAGGAAAUGGUACCCCGAACCAGAAUGUGAUGCCCGAAGGUGAUGGCGGUAGAGGGACGACCUAUUGCGCUCCUCAGAGAUUAGCUUGUACUCCAAGACAAGUCUUUCAACCUUAUGUCCGCUCAGAACAAGAUUGGCAAGCAUCUGCACACACCAAGUUACGAGGAAAGCUCUGGACAGAAUCGAAGAAAGCGAAUGGCGGAAUCACCACCGGUUUUGAAAACCGAGCAGCUCUUUUCGCCUUUAGGCUUGCCAAUAGGGGCACAACAAACGGCCGAUACGCAAGAGUAUUAUGGGGGCCAAAUCAGGGAAAGAUCAUACCUGUCGUUCACAAACGUGAUGGUCAGGAAGACAUGGACUUCGAUGAUGAGGGCUGGUCUUCCGUGGAUUUGCACGUCAACGGAACCGAGUCUGUUACGCGAGCUCGCAAAAGGAAAGCAGAUCCAUCAUCGAGUAGCUUACCCUUAAGCCGCCGGUGUGAUCCUUCAAAUAGCACUUGCGAUGUAACUCCAUCUUGCAAUGGAGACUCAGCCGCGAAUCGUCGGCUUGCUUAUUACCAAGGCCAUAAUAGCGUGAAUCGGAACUGCAACCCCGUAAAACCCGGUGCUAUUAACACGACAGGGCUAACACAUCUCAUCUUUUCACACGUGGACUUCGACAAUUCAACAUUUCAGGUCACACCUGGUUCCGAUACGUCCCUCCUUCGCAACUUCACCUCCCUAGCCCGCAACAAUUUGCAGACUUGGAUUGCCAUCAAUGGAGAUGACACAGCGUGGAGUACCAUGGCCUCGGCGGAAGGUAACCGAAAGAAAUUCAUUCAAUCUCUCGACGACUUCAUUAAAAAGUAUGGGUUUCAGGGGGUCGACUUGAUGUGGGAAAAUCCUGGGGAUAAGUCCCAAGGAGGUAGAUCUCAAGACGGUGAAAACUUCGCCGCUCUCGUCCGUGAGAUCAACAGCACCUUCGAUGGACGUUAUGGGCUAAGCGUAACUCUACCAUCGGACCCUGAUACUCUUGGCAAGUUCCAGCUCAGGGAAAUGGACCCCUAUUUGACCUUUUUCGGGUUUAAGGCUUUUGACCUUCAUGGUCCAUGGGAAUGUAAUAAAGACGGGGUCGGGAUCCAGCCACACACCGACGUUACCACUUUAGACAAGGAUAUGCGACCUUUAUGGGUUGCUGGUGUGAGUCCGAAGAAAGUCAACUUGGGCGUCGCUUCUUAUGGUCGAUCUUACAAGCUUCGGAAUGAGUCUUGCACAACACCUGGUUGCGCAUGUAGCGGUCCUGGCGAUGCAGGACACUGCACUGCUGAUAAAGGGGUCCUAUCUAGCUGGGAGAUCCAAGAUAUGAUCUCAGACAAGAAGUAUGAGCCUCAGUUCAAUCAGACGGCAAUGGUCAAAUACUUGACAUACGGUGAUAAUAGUUGGGUCAGCUAUGACGAUAAGGAGACACUCGAUCUGAAAGAUAAAUUUGCCAGCUCUCGGUGCAUAGGGGGUCUCAUAGAUUCCUCCAUCGACUUACAACCUCAAGAUGGCACAGGUGCCUUCGGUGGUGUGCCCAGCAGUAACAACACCAACAACACAGACUCAAUCUGGGUAUCGCCAGCAAUAUGGAAUAAUACGCAUCCCGAGGUCGUGUGCUCAUACCCGUGCACCCUUGUACUGCCUCCCUGGACAAAAACGACAUCAACCAUCGACUAUCCUGUAGUGACGUAUACAAGCAGUUCGUUGACUACGACCGUCACUCCGCCACCACUGACAGUUUCGGUGUGGUGGAUCUCGACAAUCAUUGUCGGGGAAGAUAUCACGACUCCUCCUUCGUCGGGUGAAAGUGUGACAGCUAAUGUCACUAUGUUCCAAACCACUGCUUGGCCGCCAAUCACUAUUACGGACGACGAUGGGAAGGAACACACAACGCAGGCUGCGGGUGCUCCCCCUGUUAUACCUCCAGGCGCAAUCCCUGUUCCCCCAAUUGUCGUGCCAUUCGGGUUACCACCGGGGCCGACGGCGGCUGUCCCCUUUCCAACACCUUGUAUUGCGGCUUUCGGCCUUUGUAGCCCGGGCGACACUGGGGAUGGAGGUGACGGGGGUGAUGAAGGUGAAAACAAUUGCCCCGACCUACAAUGUGAUCCGUCAAGUGACGACGGCGACGGUGACGAUGGUGGGGGCGACGGUGAUGACGGAGAUGGCGAUGACGAUGGUGAUGAUGGGGACGAGGAUGGGGACGUUUGCUCUUACGUACCUCCCAUAAGCAGUACGCUCAGCACGAGUUCCACAUCGAGCACAACUUCAUCUUCGUCUUCCACAACUACGACAUCGUUAUCUUCUUCUUCUACCACCUCGCAUUCAUCAACUAGGUCCCGCACGACGACCUCUAGUUCUAGCAGAACAACCUCGCGAUCAACCAGUUCACGCUCGACAAGCUCUCGUUCAAGGACGACUAGUUCCCGCAGUUCCCGCACAACCAGCUCUCGUACAAGUCAUUCACGCACGACAACAUCCCACACCUCAUCUCGCAGCACAAGCACUCGUUCCCGCACCACUUCCCACACAACCACCACAUCAGCAGCAGCUUCAACACCGACCUCUUGCAGCGGAUCCAAAUUCCCUGCCGCGCUAAUCUACGCAUGGUCCGACUACAAAAACAACAAGUUCUCGUUCCGAGGUAUCGACUACUGCGCGUCAUCCAGCUCAAAGCCCUACCCUGACUCUGCCUGCGACGCAGACUGGGCCUGGACGCAGAAUCUCCCGAACUCCGACUCGCAAUCCCAAAUCGCGUCCGAUCUAAAAGAUAUCUCGGUAUUCGGAGAUACGUGCAAUUUCAAGAAAGACGACGGCGGGCCGGGAUCUUCUGGUCGGUAUACGGGAAAACUGAAGUGUGGGAAGUGGAAGACGGCUUCGUGCACUUCGUCCGAUACGAAUAACCAUGAGGAACAUCCUUGUGAUUCGGAUCAGAAGGUCUGGUGGAAUUUUGAGUGGUCGUGUGUCUGGGGUUCGUAG
This is a messenger RNA of Hypoxylon trugodes, 3552 nucleotides long. Its product is annotated as glycosyl hydrolases family 18-domain-containing protein. Gene Ontology annotation, molecular function: chitin binding. The coding region runs from base 1 to 3552 and encodes 1183 amino acids. Gene Ontology annotation, biological process: carbohydrate metabolic process. The transcript is spliced from 7 exons. The record is from RefSeq and is a predicted model, not a curated record. Lineage: Eukaryota; Fungi; Ascomycota; Sordariomycetes; Xylariales; Hypoxylaceae.